CAGUUCAAAACAUCAAAUCUCAUCAUAGGCAGGUAGGGCUUCCGUGAAAGUAAUCAGUUCGAUGCCCGCAAUGUUUGAAAUAUUCAUUUAGUUUUAUAUAGAUAAAUGUACAGCGUGAGGUAUCCUGUAUAACAAAUCCAGCAUUUUUUUGCGCGUGAUCUUGUAUAUCAUACGUCAGAAGCGCAGCCGAUCAGCUAGCUGAUUUUACCUGGACUUGUUUACUCGAGUGCUGGAUCGGUUUGCACUGACAGCUUGAUGUUAAGCUGAAUAGGCUAAAUAAAAUAUUGCGAGUAGAAGCUCCCGUCGCAGUGUAAGCCGCAGGCUGCAGGAUGGACACCCGCUUCACGAGGGGCAAAUCGGCGAUCCUGGAGCGCUCCUUGACCAGGCCCAAGACGGAGGUCAGCGUCAGCGCCUUCGCCCUGCUCUUCUCCGAGAUGGUGCAGUACUGCCAGAGCCGCGUCUACUCCGUGUCCGAGCUGCAGGCGCGCCUCGCCGACCUGGGCCAGGGCGUGGGCGCCAGCCUGCUGGACGUACUGGUUCUGCGAGAGAAGAACGGCAAAAGGGAGACCAAGGUGCUCAACAUACUGCUCUUCAUUAAGGUGUCUGUAUGGAAGGCCCUGUUCGGAAAGGAGGCUGACAAGCUGGAACAGGCGAACGACGACGACAAGACGUACUAUAUCAUCGAGAAGGAGCCGCUGAUCAACGCUUUUAUCUCGGUCCCCAAGGAGAACAGCACGCUGAACUGCGCCGCGUUCACGGCCGGGAUCGUGGAGGCUAUACUCACACAUAGCGGCUUCCCGGCUAAGGUUACCGCGCACUGGCACAAGGGAACCACGCUCAUGAUCAAGUUUGACGAGGCGGUCAUCGCGCGGGACAAAGCCCUGGAUGGCAGAUAGAGGGGGGAGGAAGCGACUCGGGAAUUUGGGGGGGGGGGUAGAAUCAGAGGGGUUUAUGUCUCAUUUUCAAGGGGGUUAAUCCUGCAGAUGUUAAACAUGACUUUGUUUUGAUUCUUCUUGAACCAGGUGAGGUGACCUAAUUAAUUACAUUAAUAAAGCAGUUAUGUGGUCAGGUGGAGUGAAACAGAACCGACUCCGCCUUUGCAGACUGGAGUUGAGCCCUGACACCGACAAUGCUGCAUGCUAAGUGUGUAGCCUUGUCAUCCACUCAGUGACCAAGAGGCUGAAUUUAUCUAGUUAAAUUCUAGUUGAAUGCGUCUCUGCUGACCAGCUUAACAAAUGACUGGAGAAGGAAUGUGCCGGGUGACCAAAUCUAUGGAGAAAUGGCUGAUCAGUAGGUUUUGUGUGUGUGUGUGUGUGUACAUAUUUUUGUGUAAAACUUGGGCAGUUUAGUGUCAGUUUUCUCACCUCAUAUUCUGUUGGUCUGGGUUUUGAAUUGCUGGGUUUUGUUAAAGUGCAGUUUCUCAUAUGCUGAAAUGUGAAGUGUUGAAAUAAAACAAUAUAUAUUGGAAAA
This is a messenger RNA of Brienomyrus brachyistius, 1470 nucleotides long. It is a transcript of the gene trappc5, whose product is annotated as trafficking protein particle complex subunit 5. The record is from RefSeq and is a predicted model, not a curated record. Gene Ontology annotation, biological process: endoplasmic reticulum to Golgi vesicle-mediated transport. Gene Ontology annotation, cellular component: TRAPPII protein complex; TRAPPIII protein complex; TRAPPI protein complex. Lineage: Eukaryota; Metazoa; Chordata; Actinopteri; Osteoglossiformes; Mormyridae. The transcript is spliced from 2 exons. The coding region runs from base 330 to 896 and encodes 188 amino acids.